AUGGAUACCAUCGAUGCGGCGAUUACGCUCGCCAAUGGAUCUCCGUCUCGCAAGGCUGUGUGCAUCCUCAAUAUGGCUAAUGCUAUUCAUGCUGGUGGGGGUUUCCGAACUGGGGCGCUUGCUCAAGAGGAAGCCCUUUGCUAUCGGACAUCUCUGUACUUCACUCUCAAGUUACGCCACUAUCCAAUUCCUGACAAAGCAGCCAUCUACUCUCCAUCAGUUCUGGUAAUUAGGGACAACUUGACAAGAGGCCAUGACAUUCUCGAUUGCCGCGAUCCUCGGCAGCUGCCAUUGCUUGCAGUUGUCAGUGCCGCUGCCCUUUUCCGACCUUUGGUCAAUCAUGUGCUUGCCAACCCCAGCGAGGAAUCCAGUGAAUUGUACGCGGAUGCAGACGAUAGAUUACUAAUGGCGGAGAAGAUGAGAGUGGUCUUGCGGACAGCAAUCAGAAACAAACAUCGACAAAUUGUACUGGGGGCAUUGGGCUGUGGUGCGUUCCAGAAUCCACCAAGAGAGGUCUCGCAGCUCUGGGCAGAUGUGCUCCGAGAGCCCGAGUUCUCUGGUGGCUGGUGGGAAGACGUCGUCUUUGCAGUGCUCAGCGACCAGCGCAAUCGGAACUAUUGGUGGUUUGAGCAUACACUCGAUGGUCUGAUGGUGUAA
This is a messenger RNA of Exophiala aquamarina CBS 119918, 657 nucleotides long. RefSeq lists its product as uncharacterized. The record is from RefSeq and is a predicted model, not a curated record. The transcript has a single exon. The coding region runs from base 1 to 657 and encodes 218 amino acids. NCBI's taxonomy places the organism in Eukaryota, Fungi, Ascomycota, Eurotiomycetes, Chaetothyriales, Herpotrichiellaceae.